AUGCUACGGACCACACAGCGCAAGGGCAAGCAAUCCGCCCCCUUGCAUAAUACCCGAAGGGGGGGUUGGGGGGGGGGGGAGACGGACUGGACUAACUGCAAGGCGCGCGGGCUCGGACAGAUCUACGUCCUCAACCAAAUCUUUCAACCCACGGGCUUCAGCUUCAUCCUCGCGGGCGCCGACCGCCAAGUGAUUGGCGACCUCGCACCCGUGUGGUACGGCAACGCCGCCGAGGCCCAGAUCAAGCAGUACCGCGUCGGCGGGAUCCAGACGCUGAAUUUUUACAUUGUGCCGCAGGUUGCGUAUAGCCAUGCGGGGAUCUUCCCGUGGGACGCUGCCAACAACACCCAGCGAGACGGCGUGGUAAUGGGCAGACAGUAUAUCCCCGGCGGAAGCGCCUCGGGCACAAACACGGGUAAAGUAGGUGGCCAUGAGGCUGGGAAUUGGCUGGGCUUGUUGCAUACCUUUCAGGGGGGAUGCGAUGGCGGGGAUGAGGUGGAUGAUACACCGCCCGAGGCGUCGCCGGCGAGGGGCUGUCCUUGGGUUCGCGACACUUGUCCGGCCGAGGGGCGAGACCCGAUCCAUAACCACAUGGACUACACAAACGACGCGUGCCGCUUCCAAUGGCCUGCGGGGCAGAUUGAGCGCAUGCAUAACAUGUGGACGCUUUUCAGGGGGAAUGACGCGGAGGAUCCGGGGCACGGGGGUGGAUCCUGGGAGUAG
Molecule: messenger RNA, 723 nt
Organism: Aspergillus calidoustus
Lineage: Eukaryota; Fungi; Ascomycota; Eurotiomycetes; Eurotiales; Aspergillaceae
Source: the annotation of a GenBank genome assembly